Messenger RNA from Oppiella nova, 426 nucleotides. Lineage: Eukaryota; Metazoa; Arthropoda; Arachnida; Sarcoptiformes; Oppiidae. The record is from the annotation of a GenBank genome assembly.
AUGCCCUCCCAGUCGAUGAGCACUGUCUGCAAAGCACAGGUCAAUGUGUUUGACUCUCUCAGUCUCUCUGACACUCACUCCAAGACAUCACUGAUGGCUGAGUCCAACGAUACCGUUGACCACAGCGUCCAUGGAGACAAUGACACGAAGAUAAAGCUGCGUUCAAACGAAGGCGGCGUUUAUUCGUGCGGUUUGUCUGCGGCGAAGAUCUCAUCCCUCGUCAAAGACAUGUUGGAGACGGUGUCCGACGGCAAGGAAGAGCCCAUUCCUCUGCUCAACGAAGCCGUCACUGACGCGGCACUCCAGAAGAUUAUCUCAUGGCUGGAACACCAUUGGGACGAUCCGGCAGACGAUGAGGACUUCGAGGACGAGAAGGAGCGCCGCGAAGAAGAGUUGUCUCAUUGGGACAAAGAGUUCAUCGAUAUA